CACACACUCCAGUGCUCCACGCAGCAGCCAUCUAAAUCUGCAUUAUAAAUCUGAUUUCUCUCGUCGUCUCCAUUGUCCGAGCUCCGACAAUCCGACUAGGCGACUCCAACGCUCCAUCACAGAUCUUUGGAUCCAGAAGUAAAUAAGGGUAUAACUAUGGAUCCUUCAGCACUUCUAUUCAACCAGCUCAAGACAGCAGAGCCCUUCUUCUUACUAGCAGGUCCCAAUGUGAUUGAAUCUGAGGAUCACAUUCUUUACAUGGCCAAACACUUAAAGGCCACAACUUCCAAACUUGGUUUGAAGUUUGUAUUUAAGUCUAGCUUUGAUAAAGCUAACCGAACUUCGUCCAAAUCAUUCCGUGGUCCUGGCUUGGCUGAAGGCUUGAAGAUCCUUGAAAGGGUUAAAACAACUUAUGAUGUACCUAUAGUUACUGAUGUUCAUGAAAGCAUUCAGUGUGAAGCAGUAGGGAAGGUUGCUGAUAUAAUUCAAAUUCCUGCUUUCUUAUGCCGGCAGACAGAUCUCCUUGUUGCAGCUGCCAAGACUGGCAAAAUAAUCAAUAUCAAGAAAGGACAGUUUUGUGCGCCAUCUGUCAUGUUAAAUUCUGCUGAAAAGGUCAGAUUGGCUGGAAAUCAAAAUGUCAUGGUAUGUGAGAGAGGCACCAUGUUUGGCUAUAAUGACUUGAUAGUUGAUCCCCGCAACUUAGAGUGGAUGAGGGAAGCUAAUUGUCCAGUUGUGGCUGAUAUAACACAUUCUUUGCAACAACCUGCUGGGAAGAAGUUGGAUGGUGGAGGUGUUGCUAGUGGUGGUCUUCGUGAAUUGAUUCCUUGCAUUGCCAGGACAGCAGUUGCUGUUGGAGUGGAUGGACUUUUUAUGGAGGUGCAUAAUGAUCCUUUAAAUGCUCCAGUUGAUGGUCCUACCCAGUGGCCUCUUCGCCAUCUGGAAGAACUGCUAGAAGAGCUCAUUGCUAUUGGUAGGGUCAGCAAAGGGAAGAAGCAAUUCAAAAUUGAUCUCACUCCAGUCUGCGAUUAGAUUUUUCCGUGAUGGACGUUGAUUUCAGUGUGGUUGCUGCACCAAAGCAAUAGGCCUUCUGGCCUUGCCUCUCUUUCAUCAAUAUAAAUAAUGUAGACAUGAGUCUACUACAGAGGCAAUGAUCUGGUAUUGACGAUUAUUAUGAACAUUCAUCUCUGUGGCAACCAACAUUUGUAUUUGGAUUGAUUAAGAUUAUGGAUUCAUGAUUGUAUAACUACGCCGGUCGUUUUUACUUUUUCUUAGAAAUUGCUCCGGAGUAUUGUCGGAGGUUGCCGGAA
Ipomoea nil (Japanese morning glory) is the source of this 1307-nucleotide messenger RNA. Its product is annotated as 2-dehydro-3-deoxyphosphooctonate aldolase. The record is from RefSeq and is a predicted model, not a curated record. The coding region runs from base 157 to 1029 and encodes 290 amino acids. NCBI's taxonomy places the organism in Eukaryota, Viridiplantae, Streptophyta, Magnoliopsida, Solanales, Convolvulaceae. Gene Ontology annotation, cellular component: cytosol; cytoplasm. Gene Ontology annotation, molecular function: 3-deoxy-8-phosphooctulonate synthase activity. Gene Ontology annotation, biological process: monosaccharide biosynthetic process. The transcript is spliced from 16 exons.